Messenger RNA from Verruconis gallopava, 2676 nucleotides. RefSeq lists its product as uncharacterized. The record is from RefSeq and is a predicted model, not a curated record. The transcript is spliced from 2 exons. NCBI's taxonomy places the organism in Eukaryota, Fungi, Ascomycota, Dothideomycetes, Venturiales, Sympoventuriaceae. Gene Ontology annotation, biological process: DNA-templated transcription. The coding region runs from base 296 to 2380 and encodes 694 amino acids. Gene Ontology annotation, cellular component: RNA polymerase III complex. Gene Ontology annotation, molecular function: single-stranded DNA binding.
CUGCCAGUGCGGGACCCAAAAGAUUCGCGAUAGAUUGUGUUCGAAUUCUGGCGGCCAAAAUUUCCGUCGCAUUUACCAUCCACGUCUGGCGUGUGCUGGGGAACCCGUCGAGCUCCCCAGGGUUGCACAUCCAGCUCAAUCAUUGCCAUUGUCCCGUGUAAAUAGCCCUCUGGACCUGUUUCGUACUAUUGUCGUCCAGUCCACUCAUGCAUGACGACGAACUGAAAAGUUCUGCCUAACACUCGAUCAGCUCCAAUACUCAUGAAGCAAUCAAAGCCUUUCGCAUCCCAUCAUCAUGCGGCAAAAUCUGGCUGAGUUGUUGGCUUCGGCUGUCUCGACCACAUAUGGUUCAUACUACGGCGCAGUCCUCUCUGCGCUCACCACUCGAGCACGGGCGACAUCUGCCCAACUCAUACGUGCAACACCGAACCUAAGCAGCGGCGAUGUUCGCCUUGCCCUAGUCGCAAUGGUACAGCAGCGCAUCGUCAACCACUAUACCGAUGCGUCGGGCACGACCUUCUACGAGCCCAACUGGGAGCACGCCUACAACUUCAUGUAUCGCAUACCGACGCUGUGCAAAUUAGUUGAAGAACGAUAUGACACAUGUGUCGCAAAUGUGUUCAAUGCCGUCGCCCGGGCCGGUGUCGUCUGCGUAAACGAAUUGCUUACUGAGAUGUGUCCAGCUCCACCCGAAGACGCGAAAAGCAAGCACGAAAAUUCAAACACAAAUAUGGUUGAAAAUGGCGGUUCAGAUACAAGAGCUGGCCAAAGUGCUAUUCUAUCCGAGAAUGAGCUCUAUGGCGCCCUAAAUGUGCUGCUAGCCGCAGGUUAUUUGAUGAGAGUGAAUCUUCGACAGUUCUGGCCGCCCCACGACCGCGAGAUCGAGGCUACCAACGAAGUGCUUCGCUCAGACUUUCCCACUGGCGUGAGCGCGAAGAAGGAGAAAGAUGAACUAAAAAGGCAGACAAUGCGGCUUCUACGUCGCUGGCGCGAGGAGGACGAAAACUUCGAAUCUCAUGGCGUCAAUGGUUUCAACAGCCCUUCUCGCAAGCGCACCGCGCACCAUGGAGAUUCAUAUCUCGAUGCAGACGCAGAGCUAAGAAACCCCAAGCGGCAACAAUUAAAUGGUCAAUCAAAAACCCUUGUUGAACACCACAGAAGCUGGCUCUCAAAGCACCAAGAUCCACUAGACCCUGACCUGAUCAUUGCCGUGAACUUCGACAGAUGUGCUGUCGGCCUGCGUACAAACCAAUUCAUCCAAUAUUGCGAGCGGCACAUCCAUCCAAUGACUGCAAAGGUGUACGGAGCACUGCUGCGCGUUCUUGAGGGUUCUACAAGUCGCUGCUUUGAUCCUUUAGAGGAAAGGCCCGAAAAUGAGCGUGAAUUCUUCGGUCCUGUUUACGAGAAGCCUAAAAAGAUUGAUUCAGGACUAUCAGAAGCUGUGACGACGCAACAGAUUGCGAAUAUGCUUGAAGCGGACCUGGAUCUUACCGCAGGCCUUGCACCUGAACCGAACGAUGAUGUUGAGCCUUCCGUCGAGAAUGCAAAUGUUGUCAAUGGUCAUGCUUCGCGUCACGAAGACGAUGAUGAUCCAGAGAGCGCGCGAUUACGCAGGAUAGAACAGCAUCUUCAUGUUCUCGUAUGUGACUCGCGUGGGCUGGUACGAAGAAAGCAUCGAGAAUGGUUUGUCCCUUUCCACUCCACAACGCAACGCAUAAUAGAGUCUGAGAUCGAGUCUUGCAUCACACAUACCCUUGGUACACUACCAGCGCGAAUGGUUCGCAUCCUCAAGUUCUAUGGUCAUCAAGAGCUUCGCCAUCUCGCCUCUAGAGCCAUGGUUACUGAAGACCAAGCUCGCACAGCGUGUCAGCUCCUGCAGCAAGCUGGUUGGAUCGAUGUUGUAGAGCUUCCGCGGACAGCGCGUCGAGAAGUGACGAAAAGUCUAUGGCUCUGGUGUUAUGAUGUGCUGCAAGCGCGUCAAAAAUGUCUGGCUGAUUGCUAUUUUACCAUGACACGACUGUCCAUUCGCCUCCAGAGCGAGCGUCAGAAGAUCGAAUCUGUCAUUACUAAAUCGGAACGCUCGGACGUAGUAGGCCAUGAAGACAAGUUCCUCAAUAACGAGGAGAAGGUGGCACUUGCUAAGUUUGCAAAAUCGACAGAUUUGAUCACAAGACAAAUGGUGCGUAUUGAUGAACUUGUGGCCGUGAUGAGGGAUUUCAGCGCGAUGGAGCAUCCGCAUAAGCUUUGGGACCUAGGUUGGGUUGAUUGGCAAAGCCCAGAGAGGGAUGGGCUCGAUGAUGGAACAAGAGCGCUCGAAGAGUAUGUUGAGGGCGCCGAAGACGAAUCGAAUAAUGAAGAUGAGGAUGAAGGUCUUAAUUAGGCCCAAAGUUGGGCUCUAAUCGAGUCUCAAAGUUAUCGAACAGUGCACUGGGACAGAGGGGGGGGGUUUUUUUUUUUGCAUAGCAUAUGGCAUCUGAUCACUAAGCUUGCAAGGACUGUCAGCAUCGCUCAUCGAUGGACCUAUUUUAGCCAUCCACCAGAGAGGAGAAACUCCGUUCUUCGGCAUUUGCCUCAGAACCAUCAGCAAAAUUGUUUCAGUCGUGUUUCGAGCACUCUUCACUAGACAGUUCUGAGUAAAUGAAAGAGAGAGAGCUGUGUAGAGGAAGCCUGCCACUG